Messenger RNA from Rhinichthys klamathensis goyatoka, 873 nucleotides. It is a transcript of the gene fam167aa, whose product is annotated as family with sequence similarity 167 member Aa. The transcript has 2 exons. The record is from RefSeq and is a predicted model, not a curated record. The coding region runs from base 133 to 786 and encodes 217 amino acids. NCBI's taxonomy places the organism in Eukaryota, Metazoa, Chordata, Actinopteri, Cypriniformes, Leuciscidae.
CAUUUUGGAACAUCUAUGAAAUCUGUGCAUAUUUUGGCUUUAAAUCCGGGACAAUUGCUGGAGCCAUCCAGGUCUCUUGAACAAUUUCCAACAGUGAUGUUGGUCUGCCAACUUUUCCCACUUUUCCAGUGAAUGAUUUUUAGUUUCCCUGCAAGUGAAGAGGAAAUGUCCCUAAAGCCAAUGGCAGUGUCACAUGCAGAUAAGCCCUUAAAAAGCCCAGAAAGCCUUGCUGCAGUGCAGGACGACCACCUCUCCAGUUUGAAGGCUUUGACUGAGAAGCUGAAGCUCGAGACCAGAAAGCCGUCUUCCCUGGACUGGAGAGCUCAGCUGGAGGAGAUGCUCGCCCAGAGCCGCAGACUCUCAGAGACACCGGAUGACACGGACAAACAAAAAACAUCAGGUCCUCUUCAGUGGGCCAAGCCGUCACUGGAAGCUGGUGGGAUCCAUGAAGGGAGGCAACCAUCAGGGAACAGACUGGGAUUUGGAAGUAUAGACCAAGCAUUGGAGUGGCUCAAGAAAGAUCUGGCAGAGAUGCGUUUACAGGACCAGCAGCUCGCACGUCAGCUAAUGCACCUGCGCACUGAUAUUAACAACCAGAGAAUCAUGCUGACGUGUAGCCAACAUCGCAAGAUGCUGAACGAUGCCACGUUUGAGCUGGAGGAGCGAGACGAUAUGUCCGAUUUAUGUGACGUUCCCAUGUCUCCUGGAUUAGGCCUGUCCUCGACACUCAAGGUCAUCGGGGUCACCAAGAUGAACAUCAACUCUCGGCGGUUCUCCCUGUGCUAACAGCAGGACACAGGGGACCGUCUUUUUAUCUUAAAGGGGUCAUGACAUGGAAUUGAGGUUCACUUAUAAUGUACAUUUAUUAGACAC